UGUGAUUAGCUGAGAGGCUGUUUUGUUUCUCUUGCCGAGAGCAAUGCCUGAUUAUUUUUUUUUCUUUUUAAAAUGACCUUUUGUUAGUCCUCUUGAUCCCGGGCACUCAACUACCUGACUCACUCGUCUCACCAUUAUUUUGUGGUAUCGCUUGCCAAAUGUGGAUAGCUCGCAAAAAAGUCAGACUUUAAGAACGAGUCGCUGUUAUCAGUGCAGGCCUUUCUGAAUUCAGCAAGGGCUUGAGCUCAUAGCAACUGGGCGGUAGGGAAGAAAAAAACGUGGCAUCACAACAGGCUAUUCUGCUUUGCGUUCGAAUGCAUAUGAUUACUGCAUUCAUGGAUUUAUUGAAACGGGACCUAGUUUGAAAGUAGGUGCAGCUCGCAGGAAACGAACCGGAUGUAGGUUAAAUUCGGUCGUUGAAGAGUCCAGGUAAAUAACUAAACAAGGCUAGCUGCCUAGGUAGACUACAUGGUGAGUGAUACAUAGAUCGACACAAUCUGAUGAACUGGACUGAAAGGAUGAACGGUACUCAGCAAAAUGACACAAAAAGGCAACACCUGCUGGAGAGGCUGUUGGAUGCAGUGAAGCAGUGCCAAAUCCGUUUUGGAGGACGAAAAGAGAUUGCUUCAGACUCAGAUAGCAGGGUGAUCUGCUUGUGUGCGCAGUUUGAGGCCGUCCUGCAGCACGGACUGAAGAAGAGCCGAGGACUGGCCCUCACGGCUGCCGCCAUCAAGCAGGCCGCCGGAUUCACCAGUAAAACCGAAGCAGAGCUCUCCUUCUGGUUCUACGUGAAGGAGCACCUGAACCGCCAUGAGCUGCAGCGCUUCUACUCCCUCCGUCACAUCUCCUCGGAGCUGGGGCGGGGCCGGGCCUGGCUGCGCUGCGCCCUCAACGAGCACUCUCUGGAGCGCUACCUCCACAUGCUGCUGGCGGACCGAGCGCGGCUCAGUGUGUACUAUGAAGAGUGGGCUUUCAUCUUGGAUGAAGAGAGAGCGAGUAUGCUACCCACCAUGGCAGCCGGCCUGAACUCCAUCCUUUUCGCCAUCAACAUUGAUAACACGGACCUGAAUGGGCAGAACCGGGGCGGUUCCUCAGUGUCCCACCUGCUCAAGGAGUCGACGCAGGGCGUGAGCAGCCUGUGGAAAGAGUCGGCUCAGGGCGUCAGCACCCUCCUCCGUGAAAUCAGCACUGCCACCUCCGUGGUGCCCGGUUUCAGCCCACGCUCAGACUGCCAUUCUGAUCCUCUGCCUGUCCUACCCCGCAGCGCCUCUGCUGACUCGGGUUUGAGAAAAGAACGGCGUAGGAAGAAGAAAGUCACAAACAUCAUCUCCUUUGAUGAUGAUGAAGACGGGGGAGCAGAGGAUGAAGAGGAGGACAUCGGCGGGAGUCUGAGGAAGAGUGAGGUGGCUCGUGGGAGCUCAGAGGAGGCCCUGGACCCCCGGCCUUCCUCGCCCGCGCAGAACGGUGGGCCAGAGCCUGGGAUUGUGAGCUGGGGAGGCGCUAACACCUACAACGGGGCGCCGCUCGACACAAAGAGCAUUGACAACGAGGAGGAAGAUGAUGACGUGUACAGCAAGAACAGGACCGAGCCCGAGGAAGAGCGAGGCAGUGCAGAACAGGUGGUGGUGGGAAGCCUGUCAAGUGUGUCGACGUGGAGCCCCCUGCAGGUCAUCAACGACAAUGACAGCUCAGACAUCCUCAUUCCUCUUCCCUCCGCAGACUCCUACUCUCAGCCUGAGAGUUCAGUGGAGCCCCUGGGUUUUCAAGCGGAGGUUGACAGCACCAACCACGUGACGGACUCCACGAAAACAAGAUCCCAACUGCUGUUCAACAUGGAACCCAGCCCCCCAGUCCAGAGCACAUCUCUGAGCACCAUGCUGCCCACCCCAGGCCUGCCGGAGUCCAUGACCGUGGUUGAACUACGUCAGGCGAUAGUGGCCAUGAUGAACAGAAAAGAUGAGCUGGAGGAACAGAACAUGUCCCUACGUAGCUUGCUGGACGGAGAGAUGGAGCACUCGGCCGGACUGCGGCAGGAAGUGGACAGUCUGAAGAAGCGGCUUGGGGAGCUGGAGGAAAGACACACUGCCAAAGUACAGGCCCUCGGCAGAGAGAACGAAGUGUUGAAAGUCCAGCUGAAGAAGUAUGUGGGAGCCGUCCAGAUGCUGAAGAGAGAGGGCGGGCAGAUCAAUGACGCACUCCCCACCCUGCGGAACUGCGAUGGACCGCCGCCUGUUCCUCAGCCCAAGUCCGUGGGUGAUGUGGAGGAGCUGGCCUCCAGCUACGAGCGCAAGCUGAUUGAGGUUGCCGAGAUGCACGGCGAGCUGAUCGAGUUUAACGAGCGACUGUACCGCUCCCUGAUGGCCAAGGACCACCUGAUCAGCCAGAUGAGACAGGAGCUGAUCGACCUGCGGGGCCCGGUUCCAGGCGACUUGAGCCAGACCUCUGAUGACCCAAGUUUAUCGGAUUUUGAAACGGCUCACCGUGCCCUGAUCAAUGUGUGGAUCCCCUCUGUGUUUCUGCGAGGACGGGCCGCCAAUGCCUACCAUGUGUACCAGGUGUACAUCAGGAUCCUGGAUAACGAGUGGAACGUGUACCGACGCUACACCGACUUCCGUGCGCUGCACAGUCGUCUGAGGUCCCGCUUCCCACAGGUCGACACCUUCAGCUUCCCACCCAAGAAAGCCAUCGGAAACAAGGAUGCCAGGUUUGUGGAGGAGCGGCGUAAACAGCUCCAGGGCUACCUGCGCAUGGUCAUGAACAAGUUGAUCCAGACGCUGCCCGAGUUCUCCGCCCGCCCCACCAAGGAAACCCUGGUGCAGUUGCUGCCUUUCUGCCUGGAUACCCCACAGCCCAGCGAAAGUGGGGGAAAACCAUCUCGUUCCAAAGUAUCCUCCAGAUUCCCAAAACUGGGCCGCAGCCAGAACCGGGAGUCCAGGAACCCUGAACCACAGAGUGGUGACCUUUGACCUCUCCUCUAAAGGGCUGAAAACAGAGACCCAAAAAUCCCUCUGAGCCUGGUUCUAGAGUGGCAGAGUUAGGGAGAGGAAGGACAGGAUGCUGCAAUGUGUCCUAAGCUGUGGAGCUAUACCUCCUUACGGCUAACAUGGAGGGGAAAUCCAGCUUCCUUCUCAAAACAGGAUGUUCAGAUAACCACAAAGGAUGACUAGCUGGGUCUAGGCAUGAGACGGAUGGACAAUGGGGAUUUUACACAUUUUAUUCAAUUUUCUAGAGAAAUGUUAUUAAUCAUGGUGCCUACAGCAGUUUUUUUUCCACCAUUUUUUGUUGGACAAAAGAGGAACUCGCUCUUGCUGUACUGUUUUUUUUUAUUCUUUUGAACAAAUUAUUAUUGUGCCAAAUGGAAGAGCUACCCCGUCACUAUCCAGUCCUCACAAGAGCAAGGUGUCAAGUACUCACCUUUUUCUUUUUGAGAGGUUUAGAAUGGUGAGGUCCUGUUUGGCACAAAUAAUGUAACAGUAUAUAAUAGUGCAUAUAUCAAAAACUAUAGGACAGAUUGGUCCUAAUCUGCAUCCUGCAGUUACUAAAGAUGUAAAAUGUGAUGUAGCAGGGAAAACAAAUAUGUACACUUAUCAUAGAUGAAUGUUUGAUGAUGGUGAAAACUUGAAAAGGCUGCUUUGAGGCUGAUGAAAUGCAUGUAAAGUGAAGUAUUCCUUCUCUUUAUGCAGUCUGUACACUGCAUUUGUUCUUCAGGAAUGUAAUACUACGUUUGUGUCUCUUAGGGAGAAGUGAAAGAUCUGGCAGAGGGUUCCACAAAGCCUGUGUGUUCAGUGUCAUUAUUUCUGAUGAGCCCAAGAGUCUGCUAUGUUAGUGGCAGUUGCAGUAUGUAUAUAGCCUGUGAAAGAAGACCUGUGUUCAAAUCUCAAUUAGUGGCACUCGCUGUGGUAGGAAUAUUAAUGUUAGACGCAACAGAGAGGCACUAUAGCUGACUGUACUGGCAGUACAUUCACGUCAAUAGGGGAAGCUGCCAUGUAAGAAUCAGCUUUGAAACUGUGGACAAAUGAAACAUUUGUGCUCCAUUAUCAUAUGUAAGCACAGUAGUGAAGUCUUAAAGAAACACAGAACAGAGUGUGCCAUGUCCACUCACAGCAACAAUUUAGCAAAAUUGACUGUUAACCUCAAAAUACAAAUAUAAAAACGAGUAAGAACAGUAGAUAAACUGUUGUAUCAUUAAAAUACUUUGACCUUAACCUAAAUACAUAGCACAUCCCAUUAUUGCUCAGAUGUGUAUUUUCUGUCUGCAAACAAUAAAGCUUUCUUGUCUGUUCACAUGUUUGUAUCUGCAUUCCUAACAACUCUCAUGACAUUACCAGUAAUACCCAGACAUGUAAUCUUCAGUGUUGUCACUUGCAUACCACUAAUGGUUGACUGUGCUGGCAGACGUUUGGCACGGUGACUUGUUUGUUCUUGUCGGUUAGCU
This is a messenger RNA of Megalops cyprinoides (Indo-Pacific tarpon), 4435 nucleotides long. It is a transcript of the gene snx29, whose product is annotated as sorting nexin 29. The coding region runs from base 501 to 2966 and encodes 821 amino acids. Lineage: Eukaryota; Metazoa; Chordata; Actinopteri; Elopiformes; Megalopidae. The transcript is spliced from 21 exons. The record is from RefSeq and is a predicted model, not a curated record. Gene Ontology annotation, molecular function: phosphatidylinositol binding.